Messenger RNA from Cornus florida, 1815 nucleotides. Its product is annotated as enoyl-[acyl-carrier-protein] reductase [NADH], chloroplastic-like. The coding region runs from base 272 to 1450 and encodes 392 amino acids. The record is from RefSeq and is a predicted model, not a curated record. Lineage: Eukaryota; Viridiplantae; Streptophyta; Magnoliopsida; Cornales; Cornaceae. The transcript has 13 exons. Gene Ontology annotation, biological process: fatty acid biosynthetic process. Gene Ontology annotation, molecular function: enoyl-[acyl-carrier-protein] reductase (NADH) activity.
CAACUGGUACACUCUGCGAGAACAUGAGCGCAUAGAUCUGAUACUGUAGCCUUCCCUGGUCCCGGGAGAGAGCUUCGUUUUUAUCGAAACCUAUUUUUCUAGGGUUUCGACAAAAACAGCUGAUUUCAACGAGAGUACCAAUCUUCAUUGAUACAAAUUUAAUACACUAUUUCAACGACUCUUCGCAUUGGCGUCCGAGGUGGCACAGAGUUCUGUUUCUGGCAUAUACCACAGAUUUAUAUUCUAUUCUGCAAGAUUUCAUACAUUAAAAAUGGCGGCAACCAUGGCUUCUGGCCUGCAAAUUACUGCAGCAAGGCCCUCCAUUUCCUCUACUCGCAGAAUUUUUAAGGUUGGUGUGGCAAGUAUUGGUGUCAGUUCUAGAGGGGCAUCAUGGACAAAGCUUGCUAGCACAUGUCAUAUAUCAUCUGCACAAUAUUUUCAGCGCAGUUUCACAUCAUCACCUGCAAAAUUUGAGAAUGUUGUUACAAAGGCAAUGUCUGGAGAUAGUGAAAACAAGCCUUCGUCAGGGUUGCCAAUCGAUUUGAAAGGUAAAAGGGCAUUCAUUGCUGGUGUAGCUGAUGAUAAUGGAUAUGGUUGGGCUAUCGCAAAAUCCCUGGCUGCUGCAGGUGCUGAAAUUCUAGUUGGAACUUGGGUGCCUGCUUUAAACAUUUUUGAAUCCAGCCUACGACGUGGGAAGUUUGAUGAAUCACGCGUUCUGCCUGAUGGUUCUUUGAUGGAGAUUACCAAAGUAUAUCCCCUAGAUGCUGUUUUUGACAACCUAGAAGAUGUACCUGAAGAUAUAAAAACAAAUAAGCGUUAUGCUGGAUCCUCCAAGUGGACAGUUCAGGAAGUUGCAGAAACUGUUAAACUAGAUUUUGGCAGCAUUGACAUUCUUGUGCAUUCACUUGCUAAUGGGCCGGAGGUGACUAAGCCUCUAUUGGAGACAUCCAGGAAAGGAUAUCUUGCUGCAAUAUCAGCCUCAAGUUAUUCAUAUGUUUCUUUAUUGAAGCAUUUCAUUCCAAUUAUGAACCCAGGUGGUUCUUCAAUUUCUCUUACAUACAUUGCUUCUGAGAGGAUCAUUCCUGGAUACGGUGGAGGUAUGAGUUCAGCAAAAGCAGCACUUGAGAGUGACACAAGAGUGCUUGCUUUUGAAGCGGGAAGAAAACAUAAGAUCAGGGUCAACACGAUAUCAGCUGGCCCAUUAAGAAGUCGUGCAGCAAAGGCAAUUGGAUUCAUAGAUACAAUGAUUGAAUACUCAAUAGCUAACGCACCUCUGCAAAAGGAACUGUCUGCAGAUGAGGUGGGGAAUGCUGCUGCGUUCUUGGCAUCACCAUUGGCUUCAGCUAUCACCGGUGCUGUUAUCUACGUCGACAAUGGUCUCAACGCCAUGGGUGUUGGAGUUGAUAGUCCCAUAUUUAAAGACCUCGACAUUCCGAAGUCCAAGCAUUAGAAGGUAACACUAGGCAGUUUUUUAGGAGUGGGGCUUUUAAGUCUUAGCGUGUUUGUAGUGUUCUUGAGAUCCUUUUUUACCCUCGUAUGCUCAUCGGCCAAGAAUGGAUUCGCCAGCGGAAAUAUCUUCUCAUGUUGAGAUUAGACAAUUGUUUAAUGAGGUUAGUGGUCUAUAUGCGUUAUCUUGUGUGGUCUAGGAUUGGUGCUGAAUAACAUCUCAUUUCUGCAAAUUAGAACAAGCAAUUCAGAGGAUUGAAUCUGUCAUAUAGAGUUUGAUAGAUUGCAUGAAUAAUGUUGGUCAGGUUGUUGAGAAUUUGAAUAUGGUUUUGCCUCUGCACUGGAUUAAACGUAUUUUACUUUGGAUUA